CAGGAAUAAAACAGCGGCAAAUAAUCUAAAAAAAAUGCAUCGGUAAAUAUCGGACUGAAGACUGCGCUGGAUAGUAUCUCAGGACUUAUUGGAUCUGAUUUAACGCAAAGCUCUAGCGAUUUUCCUCAAUAUCUAUCGCAGAACGAACGAGUUAUGGCAUUUCUAGGCAAGGUCGGGGUAGAUCAACCUCGGUCGUAAAGAUCUAAAACGUGGAAGAUCAGUAUAUCAGCAGAGAACAAUGGAACAGUCAGUGAAAGAUGAGAAAACAUACGCUGUAGACCUAGCAUGUAUAUGGAGAAGGUAGCGUGCGAUUAAACUGGAUUAAUAUUGUUCGAUAAUUCGAUAAAGUCAUACAUGAAGUUAUCUUGAUCUGUAAGUCACCAACGCCUUGGUAAAUGGGGCACUACAAAUAUAGAGGAUUUAAGCACGUGGAUGUUUACUCUUAAGCAAGCAAGGCGAUACUUUUCAUGACUGAAAAUGUGAAGACAUGGCAUGAUUCGGACAAUUAAGCAUAGCACGCUUGAGUGAUUCGUAAGGAUAUGCAUCGAUGUAAUAAAAUGAUGAGGGAUUUUUUCGAUAUUAAAAUUGCAGUUCACGCGCUUUUGUUUACAGUGAUCGUCACCAGUUUGGAAGGUAAGCCGUCUCCGAUAGAAACAAUAUACAAAGAGGAGGGAGAUGUCAACCUUGCGGGAAUGUUUUCCAUACAUACAUAUAGUGAAACGGAAACUUGCGGUGAUACACUCCGUGAUAUAGCUACGAUUCAAAACGUAGAAGCAAUGGUAUUUGCUAUCCACAAUAUAAACGAAAAUACAGAGCUUUUACCCAAUCUAACACUCGGUUAUGUUAUAGUUGACGAUUGCAGCAAAGAUACGACAGCGUUGGGACAAGCGAUGCGAUUCAUGCCCAAAAAUUCCCAAAGCACCACGAACAAGAGAAGUAUUUUCAAAGGAGAUUCUGAUAGCACUGAGCAAUUUUUUGACGUUGCUGGUGUAAUCGGGCCACAAAGCAGCAGUUCAAGCAUGAUGGUUGCUAGUGUGUUAAACUGGUUUCAUAUUCCGCAGAUAAGUUACCAGGCAACGAGCGACUCACUUAGCGACAAAAAUAGGUAUCCGUAUUUCCUAAGAAUGGCUCCGCCUGACAAAUUCCAGGUCGAAGCAAUCGUUGACCUCUUAGUUCAUUUCAAUUGGACAUUUGUCUCCACUGUCAACUCCAACAACGCGUACGGCCGUGAUGCGAUCAACACGUUUAAAAUUCUAUCGAAGAAACGAAAUAUCUGCAUUGCGACAUCGCAAGAAAUUCGGCCGACUUAUACAGAGAUUGAAUAUGAUUAUAUUGUCAAGAAUCUUCUAAAACAUGAUCGUGCGAGAGCUAUAGUCGUAUUUUCUGAUUAUAAAGAAGCGACGGGGCUAUUAGAGGCUGCGAGUCACCUUCAAACAGAGGGCCACUUUGCCUGGAUAGGUAGCGAGGGUUGGGGUGCGUACAUCAAUGAAUUCGACGAUGUUUCUAGAUAUCUCGAUGGAGCAAUAGUAUUGAAAACCUACUCCAAAACAGUUCCUGAAUUCAAUGAAUACUUCAAAUCGAAAACAUUGCAAAAUAAUUUACAAAAUCCAUGGUGGUCGGAACUUUCGAAAAAGAAAUUCAACUGUACCGUGAAAGAAAUCUAUAACGAAACUAUAAACUGUCCGCAUAACUCGAAGCAUUCGCUUAGUGAACAAUUUGAACCGAAUCCAUCUGUGUCGACAAUCAUUGAUAGCGUUCAUACAUUUGCCAACGCUCUACACGCUCUUAUCGAAAACUGCCAUGUAGUUUCAGAAAACACUUCAAAUCUUGAAGAGUGCACCAGAGGGGAAGAUCUACUCAGGUAUAUCAGAAACAUAAGCUUUCCUGGCAUUAACGGACAGGUGAGCUUUGAUAAUAAAGGUGAUGCGUUUGGCAAAUACGAGAUCUUAUUUAUGGAAUACGAAGAAGAGCAACUGAUACAGUAUCCAUUUGCGUUAUGGGACUCAAAAUCGAGAAAUCUCACAUUUGGCGAAGGUAAGCCUGAAGAACGCCUCGGCAAGAAGCAAACGAACACAACAUCGACGUAUAUUCGAAGUAGGUUACCGUACUCUUCAUGUUCUGAAGAAUGCCCGACAGGCCAUAUUUACUUGUACCUGAAAGACACGUGUUGUUGGGAAUGCGUGGCAUGUAGUGUAAAUGAGAUUACCACCUUCAACCAAACAAGGUGCGAGACGUGCCCAUUAUUUUACUGGCCUAAUCAAAAUGACAAGGAAUCAUGCGAUGAAAUUCCCCCAACCUUUAUCCACCUUACAGAUCCUCUGUCAAUCGUGUUGAUCACCAUGGCCAGUGUUGGGUUUGUGUCCUGCAUGAUCUGUCUCGGGGUGUUCAUUGUACACAACGAUGUUCGGCUCAUUAAGUCCACUAGUCGUGAACUGAGCUAUAUUAUGCUACUAGGUACGAGUGUUUCGUAUCUUUUAGUGUUCACAUUUCUCGUGAAACCAACACUCCCUUCAUGUUACGUGAAUCACGUCGGGUUUAACAUGAGCUUCACGCUGAUAUACGCUCCGUUAAUCACCCGUACCAACCGUAUCUAUCGGAUAUUCCGUGCCGGGAAAAAGACGAAGAAGGUGCCGCUUUGGAGCAGUCCAAGGUCCCAAGUUUUCAUAGCCAUGGCCUUAGUUGGAAUACAGGCUGUCUCUAUUGGCAUAGCUACAUGGUUCGUCCCACCGGAAGCUCAACUGCGCAUGCGCGUCGUGACGGAGAAAUUUGUGGAACUGUUAUGUACACUUCCGAUGCAAGGCCUCCUCACUUCCCUAUGUUACAACCUAGUCCUCAUCUCAGCUUGCUCAUUUUAUGCCUUCAAAACAAGAACACUGCCAGACAAUUUCAAUGAAUCUAGAUACAUCGCAUUGUGCGUAUACACAACACUUUUAAUAUGGUUGGCUUUUAUACCAACCUAUUUUACGACAUCAAAAGCUUACUAUCAAGUUAUGUUGCUCUCACUGGCUUUAACAUUUAAUGCAACAGUCACUUUAAUUUGCCUUUACUUACCAAAAGUAUUCGCCUUGUACUCUAAUUCUGGUGAUACAAGAAAAACAAUAGUGAAUACGAGUAAAGGACCUUGUCAUUCCAGUUAUGUACAUUUGGGAAAUCUAGGCGUAUGCGCAGUGACGGCUCAUCAUCAAGAGUCAAUCAACGAACGCUCAAAGGUUUAUUCCAGACCACCAAGUAAAGGAUUUGAAGAUGGCUCGGUGGAAUCUCUCAAUAGCAGAACCAGUUCUUCAAUGAGCAAAGGACGGUGUCAAAGUGGAAUAGAACUAGAUAACGGUGGAUCCUCCGAUGGAAACAAGACGAGCGAAAGUUUCGUACCAAAUGCCUGUAAUUCAAUAGUGCUGAACAAUCAUAACAAUCUUAAUGGAAUGGCCAUUACAGAAUCAGUCGCUCGUGUCGUAUAAGGAGGAAUCAAAAGGUGUUUGUUCACCCAAAGAGGCACUUUGCGUAGUUUAGAAGAACAAAGAACAAAACGAUCAUGGGAACAUGUUACGGACACAAUGAAUUAAGUACAUGUACGAUACAAAGUUUAUUCUUGUGUAAAUACUAAAGCGGAUAAAGAUUCGCAUAUAAUUUUUAUUUUUUUAUUUAUUGAUUUCUCAAUUCAACCUUUAUAGGGUAUACGAGUACAAAAAAUAAACUUAACUAAUACAGUAUUAACUAAAACAACAUUCUAAUUAUUAUUAAGUUAAGAGAUAGUAAGUUGCGCGUACAUACUUUUCACAAGGGAAAAACUGUUGAUUGAAAAUAUAUUGUUUAUGGUUGACACUUCAUAAAAAAUCAAUGAAUCGGGUGAUUUAAUUUAAAUAACCUUCGCCAUCUUUCAUUGACAUUUGUAAAAGCUUGGCGUGAACAUUCAAUAAUUUAUUGUAAGUUCCGAUGGGGACCGUUAUCUAGAGUUAUUUUUGUGCCCCGUGAAAGAUC
Owenia fusiformis is the source of this 3975-nucleotide messenger RNA. The record is from the annotation of a GenBank genome assembly. Lineage: Eukaryota; Metazoa; Annelida; Polychaeta; Sabellida; Oweniidae.